This is a messenger RNA of Notolabrus celidotus (New Zealand spotty), 7577 nucleotides long. It is a transcript of the gene dlgap4b, whose product is annotated as discs, large (Drosophila) homolog-associated protein 4b. The record is from RefSeq and is a predicted model, not a curated record. Lineage: Eukaryota; Metazoa; Chordata; Actinopteri; Labriformes; Labridae. Gene Ontology annotation, cellular component: postsynaptic specialization; glutamatergic synapse. Bases 191 to 3361 code for a protein of 1056 amino acids. The transcript is spliced from 12 exons. Gene Ontology annotation, biological process: signaling. Gene Ontology annotation, molecular function: molecular adaptor activity.
GAUUUCUGCGUCACUGAACCUGCUCCUCUCCAACCGAGACAACAAACUCCUCACCCCCUCCGACAAGGAAACUUCCUCCUACUCAGAUCGAGGCUUCCUAGAAAUGAGCUGCCAAUGAACCAACUCAAAAGUCAGCAGUCGUUCUUACUUGGCCUGGAGGUCUUCUAAAGGGUUAGACCUCCUCGCCACCAUGAAAGGGUUGGGGACCAGCCGCAACAGACACCUGUCUGACUCCUGUGAACCUUCAGCCGGGCAUACAGACACCCUCUACAAUCAGAGGACCAGCACCCUGCCGCGAAGCCCUUACCUGCUGAGCCCCACAAUGGACCACUAUGGCACCAUGGACCCUCAUCUCUAUCAGUCAGCAAAUACUGGCUCCCUUCCACCAGACUGCAUGCUGCCUCUUAACAACCAGCUGUCUAACAGCAGUACCUUCCCCCGGAUUGACUACAACUCCUACGACCAAUCUGACUUCUCCCCACCUGGGGACAGCAUCGGGGGGAUAAGUACAGGGACCAUGGGCACCUCCAUGUCCAUGGGCAUGGGAAUGGGCAUGGGAAUGGCAGGGCUGAGUGCACGAACACCCAUGAUUACAAGUGGCUCAGCAACUAUAUCACAUCAUAUGACCAAGAACCAGGGACCUCCCAAUCUGCUGGAGUUUGAUAAGCAGCUGGCUGGAGGCCGUGAUGGUUUCAGCACUUUACAGUUCCAUCGAACAUCUGCUGUUGCAGCAGCCAAGCAGCGCACAGACAGUCCUGGUCGCAUACGUUCAAUGGUACACUCGGUUCAGAAGCUCUUUGCAAAAUCUCAGUCUCUGGAGAGUCAACACAUGAAAGGCAAUGUCAAUGGACGUUCCACUGGCAGUGGUGGAGGCUCAUCUGGCACAGAAGAUGGAGCGAAGCAUAAUCGCAGAUCCAAAAGCAAAGACCGGGGUACAAAGUCAGAGGGGACUGCCAAACGACGGCCACGCUCCAACAUGUCAGGUUAUUGGAGCUCUGACGAUUUGGACAGCAGCGAUUUGAGCAGCUAUCAUAACACCAUGGCCAUGAUGACUCUGGGGCGUCCAACUGGCCAUGACAGCCAGGGAGGACAGAGCAGAUACAUCCACAGUGGCUUCAAUACUAUCAGCUCCUCCAAAAGUAGCAGUGAAAUGAAGUAUCCGUCACUUCCUGUGACUGUGGGUGGGGGAGGUGGUGGACUAGGUGGUACAGCAAGAAUGGUGAUAAAUGAUAAUGACUAUAUGAAAGGAGGGUCCUGGUCCACAUUGACCAUGGGCCAGCCAAGACCGGUGAUCCAGAAGGGUUCGGCUACUCUGGAUAGGUCAAUGCUCAAGUCCAAAUCCUGCCAACAGGAACUAACUUGCAACUACCUGCAGGUUGGACGAAGGGGUGAUUGGAGUAGCACAUUAGGCCGCAGCGGUGCUGCCAAUGAAAUUCCAUGUCGGCGAAUGCGCAGUGGUAGCUAUGUGAAGGCCAUGGGAGAUAUGGAAGACAGUGACGACUCAGAGGGAAGCCCCAAACCCUCGCCAAAAACUGCUGCUCGCCGACAGAGCUACCUCAGGGCUACGCAGCAUUCUCUGAGCGACCAGCUACCCCCACGCAACUGUCUUCCAUCUCUGCGAGAGCUCUCCAACAAUCGCAGCCUCGACAACCUUGACUGCAUCGGGGGUCCAGGCUCAUCUCUGCCACCCUGGGAUGAUGAUGAAUUCAGCCAGGCCUGCAGCACCCUGGGGAGACGUAGCUGCAUGGGUCAGUUACGGGACCUAGAUUUGAGUCAUAUUUACGAGGACCGCAGCUCCGAGUCCACAUACAGAGAUUCACGCUCCCACUCUCAGGACAACCCAGAGCCUCCAGACCUGCCCAUGCCGACAUGCUUCCGAUCCCGCAGCCACAGCUACCUGAGAGCCAUUCAAGCUGGCUGUUCCCAAGAUGACGACACAGGAUCAAUGGACUCAGGCUGCUCACCACCUCCCAUUGACCCCACUGUUCGCACCUACAGCACCAGCACUGUCUCCACAUGCAUAACCACCUGUAAGAAAGCUGCUCCUCCACCAGUGCCACCCCGCACAACCUCCAAACCCUACAUCUCUGUGACUGUACAGAGCAGCACAGAGUCAGCCCAGGACAACUACCUGGACCAACAGGACAGGAGGUCAGAGGUCAACAGCCAGUCGAGCCACGCCCACAGCAACUCCUCUGAUAGCCUUGACAGCACCCGUGCCAACAGCUUGGCCCGGGGUAUCCCUCGUCCACCACACAUCAUCCCCACUCCCAUUGCAAUCCCCAGAGAGCCAAUCCUCCCCACCACCUCCAACGCUUCCACUGAGACGUGUGACGCAGUCAUCCAGCAUGAAUCCCUGAGAUCAUUAACUCAUAAAGUGAAUCUAGUAGCAGAGGAGCCUCUUGUGGCACCAGUACCCAGGAGGAAGCUGUCCUCCAUUGGCAUACAGGUUGACUGUAUUCAGGAGGUUCCACGAGAGGAGACCCCACCACUGGCCAAAUUUCAGUCCAUAGGAGUACAGGUGGAGGACGGGUGGCAGAACAGUCGCUCCAGUAGCAUGGCCUCAAAACAAGAAACAGACUCAGACACACAGGACCUCCCUGCCAUCACCCAUAUCAAUAUCGCCAAACACCCCGAGAAGAAAGUUAUGGUCAAUAGUGGCAGCCAAUCCAUGAGCUCCCCUCCCGGACAAGACUCUUUAGACAAUGGUGACACCACCUCCUCACCUCCACCUCCCAGGCAGAUCCUCAACCGCUCCACUACACGAAGUAGCUCUUCCUCCUUCUCAGAAAGUCUGGACCCUGCACUUGACCCCUCAUCUCUGCCACCUCCAGACCCCUGGCUGGAGAGUGGGAACGGGAGUAAUAGCAGUAUUCCCCAGGGCGGAGGAGGGGGGACUCUGUGUAGGAGAGAUGGGCACUGGUUCCUGAAGCUGCUGCAGGCCGAGACUGGACGCAUGGAGGGCUGGUGUCAGCAGAUGGAGCAGGAGACCAAAGACAACCCGCUCUCAGAAGAGGUGCUGGGGAAGGUUCGCAGUGCAGUAGGAAGUGCCCAGCUCCUUAUAUCCAAGAAGUUCAAGCAGUUCCGGGGACUGUGUGAUCAAAACUUGAAUGUGAAUGCAAACCCGCGGCCCACAGACCAGGACCUUGCUGGUUUCUGGGACCUGCUGCAGCUCUCCAUCGAGGACAUCAGCCUCAAGUUCGACGAGCUCUACCACCUCAAGUCUAAUGACUGGCAGCCCAUACAGUCUGCGGCUGCCCAGUCGCCCCCUGAGCGGAAGGUACUUCCCACCCCUGCUGCCCAGUGCCCUGGCUGGGGACGAGGAGAAGGCAGACCCUCCAGCAACAAAGAAGCCCGGUAAGGGACGACCAUUGCUGAGCCGCGAGAAGAGUGCAGACUCUUCAUCCACCUCUUCUUCGGCCUCAGCAGAGAAGCAGAGACAAGAGGCUCGCAAGCGUCUGCUGGCUGCCAAAAAGGCAGCCUCGUUUCGCCAGAACUCCGCCACAGAGAGCGCAGACAGCAUCGAAAUCUACGUCCCUGAGGCCCAGACCCGCCUCUGAGAGAGACUGUGAGGGUGGGGAUAAGAUGUAGGGUUGGAUCAGAGGACAGAGAAGUGUCGCUGAAAUACUUGGAGAAGGAGAGGAAAACUUUUACAUUGCAAAUGAGCUACUUUGAGUAAAGAGGAAUAGAGGUGGGGGAGGAGAGAUCAAACUCCUUGAGAUAUGUGUUAGGGGGGGGUUGAUUUGGGCAUUUUUGACACGCUCGUACAGUGAUAGGCUGGUCCUGAUGGAAUCAAACAUUUAUUAGACAGAAAAUGAAAUUAGAACUUUCUUGGACUUGACAGACCAUGAAGCAGGAAGCUCCUCAUUCGAGGCUGCCAUUGAAAACCUCAGCAGAAGAACUUUGUCAUUUCUUGUUCCUACUCUUGACAUCAUAAAAUUGUUAAAGAAGGUAUUGUUACUAUGAUGAUUAUAUCCAGAAUAAUCUUUAUGAAGACUGUUUUAAAUGCUCCUCUCUCUUGGCUAUAAGAUGUAUUUAGAAGACAGAGGGCAAUCAUUAAUGCUCUUCUGUCACCCAUCAUACUCCUCUCUUCCCAGAUCAUUGGCCAUCUUGUAGCUUUGCACAACACCACCCUGUGGCCAUCGAACACACUGCACACACACACAUGAAACAGACUCAAACCUAUGUACGUCUUCCUCGUAUUAAUUUUUCAACUCUGUUCACCUUUUGUUUUGUAUAAAGAAAUCAAUUUAGAUCUGCUUAUAAAUAUUUUUAUGACAGUCAGAUUUGAAGGGGUAUUUAUAUAGAUCCUAGCGAUGAACUCUUAUGUGCGCGUCCUGCAGACUGUGAUCGUGUCAAAGAUUUUACACAGGUGAGAAGAAGUUUUUAAAUGGUUUUGAAUGAGAGCACAUUCCAAUAGAAAAGAUCACCGAGCAUGAGAACUAUAAGUGGCCACAAUAUUCCUGAACAUUCAUGUCUUUGCAGGGGGAGAUGCUGUCCACUCCUUUUUAGCCUCUUUUGCUUCUCUGUGUCCCGUUUGUUUUGUUUUACAUGUUAGUGUUGUAACUGCAGAUCUGUGAUUAUUUCAAUCAGGUUGUUUUUUUCUCCAUCAGUCUGUUUAAUGCUUCUGUAAGUGCUUUUAUUAACCUCACUUAUCAUUCAACUCACACAGUACAUUUCAGCUGAAUCUAGGGUUUUUAUUGAAGUAAUGCAUCUGGCAGACGAUGCUGGAUCAGUUAAUGUUGGAUACACAUAUGAACAUGUCAUUUUUAUACUGUCCUCAUAAAUCAACACAAUCAGUCUUAGUUUUUUUUUUUUGUUACCAUUCUUGUCCCCCUUUAUUGAACAUCAUCCAAAGUACCUGCACUUUUUUAUUCAAGGAAAAAAAUAUUUAAUUAAAAGCAUUACAUACAUUAGUGAUUGUGGUUUUCAUCAUUUCUUUAAUGCUUCCUGUCUUUUUCUUUUCAUGGAAGACUUCAUAAGCCAAAGAUGAACUCAUUGUUUCAGAUUCAUCUCAUGGAUAGGAAUAUCAGCAGCAGGGAACUCGGCAGUAAUAGUACUGUGAUCAUGGAUGGAGGGUAGCCAUAGCCCUGUUUGUAACACAGGUUCAAUAUUUUGAUAUGCACAGGCCUGGAAUUUAAACAGAGCAGCCCAUAAAUUCAACCAUACCCCUCCCCUUUUCUGACUUGGAAUGCCAAUGUUGAAAAGUUUCAUAUGUGACCACAAGAGGGCGACAUAGAUUAUUUUCCAAGCUAUGCUUCUUUGUAUUAACUGUGUACUCAGAAUAGAAAGGGAUUCUCACUAUAAGCCCUGCCCUGUUUUGCAUAAAGGAGUCACAUUGUGUAGACUACACAAAUGUAAAGACUCUUCUCUCAUUUAACACCAGUUCCUUAUACAAAGAGGUGUGACCUAGAGCCUCAGAAACACUGUUUAACUUCAUCCUAAAAGUCAACAUCAAAUCUUAAACCAGACCCUGACCUGAGUUACAAAAAAAUCUAGUCCUUCUCCCUUUCUUCCACUCACAUUUGGUUCCUUCUUGUGGUGAGCAAACAAACCCUGACCUCUGCUUCCUAAUUAGUUAUGUUAAGCAGCGUCACUGCACUGCUUUAGCUGCAGCAGUAUCUAACUCUCCCGCUGUGACCCCUCAAAAUGCAGCCUGGGUGCUUUGAAUUGGAAAAGCCUGAUGACCGCCAUUCUUUCUCUGUAUUGGCAUGAGCUUUCUCUUGAUGGUGGCCCUUUGUUUAACUGUUGUGUUUGCCUGUUUGGGGAUGACUUUGCAAGGAAAAUGGCUUAGGGGUGUCAAUAGCCUGUUCCUUGGUGGCUGUCAAUGCCCCUCUCCAUUUGACUGGCGUGGAUAGCUAUAGCACCUGAAGGCCUUUUGUGUGAUUCAAACACAGUCGUUACCUUGAUUUGAUUGCUGAGUGCCAGGAAAAAAGUUCUGUGACUAAAAGGCUUUUAUGAAAUGAGCCAUGUAGUUUCAAACUAGUUGUCUAAAGUCACCAUACCUAUAAGUAAACAUGUUAUUGGCUUAGAUAUUAUAUCUUUGCCGUUGAUUUAGUUUUUAAGACUUAAAAUGUUUUGGGGAAUUUGUUUGAAAGUGUGUAAAUGUUAGUCUUAAUGCAAUACAUUGCAACAAGACAGAAACAAUUCCCCAUAGUAUCCACUACAAGAUUGUUCCAAUGUUUAACUCAAAUUCAUCACAUAUCUUCCUCAGCAUUCAUCCCUUCAAACCCUUCAUCGCACAAAACUGUAGGUCUAUGCCUGCCACUAUGUGACAUCUGAAAUGCAGAGGAAAAGAGAAGCACUAACUGAGAAAGUGUCCCUAUGAUCUAACCAUCACUAACUGAAAGUUGUUGCUUCUGCAGCUUGCUAAAACCUGGUAGUUUAAACCUCAUACAGAGAUGUCAGUGACAAAGAGAGCUCAUCUCAUACAUCUAAGGACUUUUCUCCAAUACACACAGAUAUCACGGGGACACACCUAGGACUAUUUCCUGGGUAGGGUUGUCCAUGAUCCAAACAGCUGCACUGUGGGGGACCUUGUGCCUGUAAAGCCAUUGAUUGCAGGGUGAUAAUGGUGUGAUAGGACAGCCCUUUAAAGUCAAACUAUCAGCAUUUGCUGAGGCAUUGGUCUAUUUUCUUUAAUCCUUAGUUUUAGAACUGGUUUUUCAGCACCUGUAUCAGCUGCCCUUCAAUGUGCCUCAUCCUGACAUAAUAAGCAAUGAAGUUGGUGAAAUUAGUUUCCAACCAAAAAUGUGAAAAGGGAAUAGUUAUAAUAUUAAGCCACAGAAGAUUAACUGUACUUUGUAUUGUGUGUUUAAGGUCAGUGUUGUUCCAUCUGCUGUGAACCAGUGUGGCUCUCAUGUAUCAACUUUUUCAUGAAUGGAUUUGAAAUGACUACACAGUAUGAAGUAAAGCACUUAUUUUGUUUUGUUUUAUAUGUUUUCAACUUCAAUUUGAAUUCUUAGAAUGAAAGAAAGUUAAAGUCUAAAAGAGAAGCAUACAGAUAAACAGUUAUAUCCCUGGAAAUUAGUUUCUUCUGCUGAUAUAACAGUGAUCGACUCCAUAACGGUAGUCAGAAGGUCUGCUUGCAAAAUAAACUCAUUAGCAUCCCUGCUUUGUUCCACUGAAGGAGUGAGGGAGAGCUCUUACUAACAGAAAUAUGAAAUAAAGUGUAUAUUUUAUGGAGCAAGCACAUAUUUAAAAUAAUAGAAUAUCUAUCACAGUAAGUGUGUGUCUGUGUCAGGGUUUGUGGAGUUUAGAAUAAAAUGUAACUUUGUUUGAGACAAAGUUUGGAGUGACUGGGUGUGUUGUCAUGCAAUGAGAUUUAACUAGAUUUGUGUCACAUUUAAAUUAUAUGUGCAAUACUGAGACAAAGGGUUCUUUGAUAUUAAGAUUAAGCUAAUAAUCCUACAUUUCUUCUUGCCCAUGUGCUUCUUUAGAAUCGUCUACUGUAAAUAAAAAACAGACUGAAAGUCAUCAUCUUUUACAAUGCUGUAGAUCUAUUUAUACAAUUUAAAGGUUGUUCAGAUGUAUAAUGAAGAAAGAAAUACUCAAUAAAAUUCACAUAAUACUUUCUC